Messenger RNA from Sodiomyces alkalinus F11, 1666 nucleotides. Its product is annotated as PLP-dependent transferase. Gene Ontology annotation, cellular component: cytosol. Gene Ontology annotation, molecular function: transaminase activity; pyridoxal phosphate binding. NCBI's taxonomy places the organism in Eukaryota, Fungi, Ascomycota, Sordariomycetes, Glomerellales, Plectosphaerellaceae. The transcript has a single exon. The record is from RefSeq and is a predicted model, not a curated record. Bases 307 to 1659 code for a protein of 450 amino acids.
GGUCGGCUUGGUCGGUUCUAGCUUAGAUCGGCCCGAUCGGAAUUUGUGUCAUCUCGGCCCGUGUGCUUCUCGGCAGUGUUGGCUUUCAGCCGGACCGCUCCGAUAUAGACCGAUAGGAUUUGUUCGGUGAUAGGGUGCCGAUUGGGAGAGAAGAAUGAUAAGGCCUUCCGCCCGACCCGGACCUGUGGCCUUUAUAUAGGUACCUUAUAGAACCCUCGACAGAUCUCUUCAAGCAAACCUAUUUUCCCUCCACUGGAACCCAUCAUCAAAAGACGUCAACCGUGCUCAAAAGAGUCAACCGCAGCUAUGGCGUGCUCGUCACAAAACUCGUCCGUCUUCCACCGUUCGCUGCACAAGCCGUACCCCACCGCGGUCGGCGGCGAGGGCGUCUACCUCUUCACAGCAGACGGCCGGAAAAUCCUCGACGGCAGCUGCGGCGCCGCCGUCUCCGGCAUAGGCCACGGCAACAAGGAGGUCAUCGAAGCCGUGUGCGAGCAGAUGCGGCGGCUCGCCUACAUCCAGACGUCCUUCUUCACCACGGACCCGGCCGAGGCGCUCGCGAGCGCGAUCCUGGAGAACAGCGACGGCGCCUUCUCCAAAGUCAUGUUCCUGUCCUCGGGCUCCGAGGCCGUCGAGUCCGCCCUCAAGAUGGCCCGGCAGUACCACGUCUACAACGGCCAGCCGGAACGCGUCCACGUCGUCGGCCGCCACCACUCGUACCACGGCAACACCCUGGGCGCGCUCGCCGCGGGGCACAACCCGUCGCGCCGGGACACUUUCGCCCCGAUCCUGUCGCCGGCUUUCCACCACGUGCGGAGGUGCUUUUACCAGGCCGACGGCGGGGGCUCGCUGAGCGAAGCCGAGUACGAGGACGAACUGCUGGCCGAAUACGAGGAGACGUUCAAGAGGUUAGGGCCCGAGACCGUCGCGGCCGUGAUUGUCGAGCCUGUGGUGGGUGCGACGUUGGGUGCGGCGCCGGCGACGCCCAACUACCUCCCGCGGCUAUCGAAGCUGUGCCGCAGCUACGGCAUCCUGACCAUUUUCGACGAGAUCAUGUGCGGCAUGGGGCGUGUAGGGACGUACCACGCCUGGCAGAGCCUCGGGGGCGUCAGUCCGGAUCUGCAAACCGUCGGCAAGGGCCUCGGCGCCGGAUACCAGCCCCUGUCGGCCGUGUUGGUAGGCCCCACGGUACACAACGCUUUCCAGGAGCACUCGAAGGGAUCGAACGGCUUCAUCAGCGGGCACACCUUCCAGGGACACCCGGCGGCCUGUGCGGGAGCCUUGGCCGUGCAGAAGAUCCUGAAGCGGGACAACCUGAUCUCCAAGUGCGGAGAGCUGGGCCAGGUCCUCCACGACGCUCUGGAGUCGCAGCUGCCCGAGGAGUUGUCUCAGGGCGGAGGCAAACUCAGGGGUAUGGGUCUGUUCCGAGCCGUCGACUUUGGGGAUAUGGGUGCUUCAUACGGGGGGCCCUUGGCCGAGGAGGUGGCCACCAAGGCUUUCGACCUGGGUGCGUCCGUCUAUCUCUGCUCGCCGAAUGUCGACGCCAUCUUGAUCUGCCCGCCAUUCAUCUCGACAGAGGAAGAGAUUAAGGAGCUCGCCAGAAUAACUAUCCAAGCAGUAAAGGAAGUGCUAGAAAGGAAGAACGCCUCUCAGGAGUGAUUGAUGG